Molecule: messenger RNA, 649 nt
Organism: Zophobas morio
Lineage: Eukaryota; Metazoa; Arthropoda; Insecta; Coleoptera; Tenebrionidae
Product: E3 ubiquitin-protein ligase RNF123-like
Exons: 7
Coding region: 24-623 (199 amino acids)
Cellular component (GO): cytoplasm
Molecular function (GO): ubiquitin-protein transferase activity
Source: RefSeq, a predicted model, not a curated record
AUACUCUCACUCAAGAAUCUAAUAUGUUUACAGAAAUAACUGUGAAUUUGUUGCAACACUUGGAAACCGUCACCCGUUUGGCUGUCCAAUACUUUUCUUUGGACGAGGUUACUGGACAAAUAAACACCACGCGGUUGUCGCAGCUUGUCUUCCACGUGGUUCAGCGGACCCUUGGCCACCAAACUACGGAAGGCUUUGAUGAUCUACUUAUUUUGCGACCGGUUGUGAGUUUACUUGCCAAUAUGAAUGCUGAAUUUGGGCACGUGUUUUUAAAGCAACUUGUGUCCGAUCCCGGCUUCCACAUGGACAACAUUGAAAAGGUUUUUGAAAAACUAAAACUUCAGCAUGACCUAUCGUUUCACGGCUCUGAUUAUGAUCGCUUUUCAUUACUUUUGGAUAAUAUUCGAGAAGUUUAUAUGCUCAAAAAGAAUAUGAGCAGUGAGGAAGCUGAGCAAAUGGGAGAAGUUUGUUCCAUUUGUUGUACCAAUACUAUUGAUCGAAAGUUUGAGCCAUGCGGACACAUGUCUUGCGCCCAAUGCAUAUUAAGGCAUCUGCUGAACGAAAGAUCCUGCUUUUUUUGCAAAAAGGAUGUUUUAAAAGUUAUAGAUGUUUCCAAAAUUUAAUUUAAGAAUAAAACUUUUUAUUUUUU